This is a messenger RNA of Homo sapiens (human), 2324 nucleotides long. RefSeq names its product NADP dependent oxidoreductase domain containing 1 (gene NOXRED1). The transcript has 6 exons. NCBI's taxonomy places the organism in Eukaryota, Metazoa, Chordata, Mammalia, Primates, Hominidae. The record is from RefSeq and is marked validated. Bases 635 to 1714 code for a protein of 359 amino acids.
CUUACCUUCCAGGAUCAGAAGUACUGAGGAGCAGAGCCAAUCUUCUCUGUUUGGUGAUAGAUAUAUGUAGAUGGGUUUAUAUGACUUUGAGUUUAGUUUGUAAAAUCUAGAUGUCCCUGCCCUAGACAGGGGACAAUGAUAUUUAGUUUGGGUUAUUUUGUACCCUGUGGAGAACAGAGUUUAGUGAAAGGGAAGCAUUUCUUUGAAAUGUGGUUCUAUGUGUUCAGUCCUAUUUCCAAAACGCAGGAGGGAAUGGAAGGGAAAACGUCCUGGCCCAAGAAUACCUGUAAAACUCAAUUGCUGUUGUAAAUUCAUCUGCCGAAAACAGUGCCUGUAACCUGUGUGGAGAAACAAUACUUUGGGUUUCUGUACAGGUUUUUCAUGAGUCCAGGAUUCAUGGGCAGCCAGUGAUUAGGAAUCCUCAAACACUCACACUCUAGAGUGUGAAUUCAAGAGAGGUGAAUUCCAAAUUCAGAAUCUGGGAGUAGAGAGGUGCUGAAGCCCAUCAUCAUGAGUGCUUGUGACCUGGGCACACACACCAUCAUACACACACCUCCUACAUAGACCCCUCUUCUACCGGGACAGGGAGCCAAAUUGAUUAGUGUCUAUCACUGCAGGAAAUAGUGGCUUGGAAAUGGACAUGCUCCAGGACCUUGAGUCCCUGCAGUUUGAGUAUGGGGUUCCAGAGGAAGAUCGUAUCUGGCUGUAUUUGCAGGGCCGUUCUCGGGGACUGAUGAUCGAGGCUUGUGCCCAUGCAACCUUCUUCUGCAAACUAUUAUAUAAUUUGAGAGCAUCAUUAAAUAAGAAUCAAAGUUCCAGACAUCUCUCAAUUGGCUCCCUUAAUUCAGCCACUCCUGAAGAGUUUAAGGUGGGCAUCAUUGGAGGUGGCCACCUUGGGAAGCAGCUGGCUGGCACACUGCUGCAGCUUGGCCCCAUCCCUGCUGAAAGCCUGCGGAUCUCCACUCGGAGGCCAGAGACUCUGGGUGAGCUCCAGAAGCUGGGAAUCAAAUGCUUUUACCAUAACGCUGAUCUGGUGAGUUGGGCCGAUGUGAUAUUCCUCUGCUGCUUGCCGUCUCAGCUGCCUAAUAUCUGCGUAGAAAUUUACACCAGCCUUGAGAAGGCCAGCAUUGUGUACAGCUUUGUAGCUGCCAUCCCACUACCCAGGCUGAAACUACUGUUGAACCACACCAAUAUCUUGCGGCCUCAGUAUCAGUAUGAUGAAGAUUCUGUCAGCGUCUGGGGGGCCAAUAAGGGAGUCAUAGCUGCUCUCCAAGAUCCUACGAUUCUUCAAGCUACCUGUCCCUACAGUCCUGCUGGGGGAAUAAUCCUCAAUAUCAAGUGGUUGGAGGGAGUGUUCUAUGCGGCCCUAAACAUAUGCACAGCAAGAAACAUGGCCCACUCCCAAGUGCUGCAGCUUCUGAGUGAACUCUUUCUCUCCGUGCACUUUGAAGACUGUGGGAAAGACACAGCAUCUUGCCCAAAGUUGCAAUUAACAGAUUUUGUCAGCAAAGCCUAUGGCAAGAAUUUGUCUCAGGAAAGGCCUUUCCCCUGGUUUGAUCUGACUGCUGUGCAACUCAAGGAAACUCCGUUUAGCCAGCAUCUCUCAAGUAGUCCUGUUCUCCAAGACCACCUUACCCAUCUAUACUGUGCUUCAUUUGGCAUCUCCCUAACCAAAGAACAGCCAGUCAUUUCCACAGGCUUUCCAUCCCAAUAAGAGAACUCAGGAAUCAGGAUUUUUUCCCACUCACAGAUUUUCCCUAUAAUAGUUGUGCCCUGAUUAUCACAAUUGACUGUGGGAGUCUUGUGGCUGUAUUGUGUUUGCCACAUGAUAGACAUCAGGAAUUAUAAAACUGUACUGAUGACUCUUUAAAAUGUAGAAUAAAACAAGUGGUCCUAUCCAUCAAUAUGUAUCUGGCUCUCAGAAGCAACUAGUGAAACUACACAACCUAACUUAAGUAAGCUGCUCCCGCAGAAAAGUCUUGUUAAUACAAAUUAUUUCUCUUCUAAAAUUAAAGAAGUUAUAAUGUUAUAAGUUUUAGACAAUUACAUACUGCAGCUUCUUUUCCAAUAAAUCAAGUUUCAAUCCAUUUGCCAGCAGUAGGUAGCUGGAAAAAGAUACAGUUUGAUUUUCUCACAAUUUUGGACAGAGAAGUGAAGGUAUGGUAAACCAUCUUAAUUGAAUUAUGGCUUGUAUCAUGCUUAUUUUGACUAUAUAUGACUGUUCUGGUACUAUCUUAUUUACAGCUGUUCCCAUUUAAACCAUUUAAAAAACUGGUAUUUAAUGGCUAAAACUAAUUUUGCAAAAUAUAGAUCUAUACUGCAAA